AGUCCUUGUCCUUCACUUCCACUUGGUCACUGCUUCAGAGUCCAUUAUAAAACAUACACUCUCUCUGUUUUGUUUUUUUUUAAGUUUCGUUUUCAGUGUUUUUGUUUUCCGUAUUUUUGGUCCACAGCUUUCUGUUCUUGUGAGCGGUGUCGUUUCAUCACAAUGACGGAUACGACGGACGACAUAGCGGAGGAGAUUUCGUUCCAGAGCUUUGAAGAUGAUUGUAAACUGCUUGGAAAUCUGUUAAACGAUGUCUUGCAGAGAGAAGUUGGUUCUGGAUUCAUGGAAAAAUUUGAACGGAACAGAGUCCUCGCUCAGAGUGCUUGUAAUAUGCGGUUGGCGGGGAUUGAGGAUUCGGCAGAGCUGCUUGAAAAGCAGCUUGCAUUGGAGAUAUCAAAGAUGACAUUAGAGGAAGCACUGUUACUUGCUCGUGCAUUCAGUCAUUACCUCAAUCUUAUGGGAAUAGCUGAGACUCAUCACAGGGUUCGUAAAUCACGAAAUGCUGUAAAUUUGUCAAAAUCUUGUGAUGACAUUUUCAGUAAGCUAGUGCAAGGUGGGAUUUCUCCAGAUGACCUUUAUAACACCGUUUGCAAGCAGGAGGUUGAAAUUGUUCUUACUGCACAUCCCACCCAAAUCAAUCGACGUACCUUACAAUAUAAACACAUUAGAAUUGCUCAUCUUUUAGAUUAUAAUGAUCGACCUGAUCUUUGUCAUGAAGAUCGAGAAUUGCUAAUUGAAGAUCUGGUGAGGGAGAUAACUUCAAUAUGGCAGACAGAUGAGCUAAGAAGACAUAGACCUACACCAGUAGAAGAAGCAAGGGCUGGCUUGAACAUUGUGGAGCAGACUCUUUGGAAAGCUGUUCCAGAUUAUCUGCGACGGGUCAACAAUGCUUUAAAAAAGCAUACAGGAAAGCGUCUUCCUUUAACUUGCACUCCAAUAAAAUUUGGGUCUUGGAUGGGAGGUGAUAGAGAUGGAAAUCCAAAUGUGACAGCAAAGGUCACAAGGGAUGUUUCACUUUUAUCUAGGUGGAUGGCCAUUGACCUCUACAUUCGGGAAGUUGAUAGUCUCAGAUUUGAGUUAUCCAUGAACCAAUGCAGUGACAGGUUGUUGAGAGUGGCACAUGAAGUUCUUGAAAAAGAAACUUCAUCAGAGGAUCGACAUGAGGGUUGGAAUCAAGCUUUUAGCAGAAUUCAAUUGAAGCAUCACAGCCAGCAGGCUCCAUCGCUUCCUACUCAACUUCCUGCCAGGGCUGAUCUACCCUCCUGCACUGAAUGUAAUAAUGGUGGAUCUCACUAUCCCAAACUAGAUGUUCCUGGGACUGAUUACAUGCCACUGAAUUGUCAGGACGGUCAGGACUCUGUAAGCCCAGAAUCUUCACUGGGCAAAUCCUUUCCAAAUGGAAGCAUUGCAAAUUCUACUGGUUCUCAGUCAGCUGGGUUGUCACACAAUUCUUCUUUCAACUCUGUUCCUCUACUUGCUCAAAGGAAACUAUAUGCAGAAUCUCAGAUAGGAAGGUCCAGCUUCCAGAAGCUUCUGGAGCCAAGGCUAUCUCAACGUCCUGGAAUUGCUCCUUAUAGAAUUGUUCUUGGAAAUGUGAAGGAAAAGCUUAUGAAGACACGAAGACGCUUGGAACUUCUUCUUGAGGAUCUUCCUUGUGAAUAUGAUUCCUGGGAUUACUAUGAAACAAUGGAUCAACUUUUGGAACCACUACUUAUGUGCCAUGAUUCUCUGCAAUCAUGUGGAUCUGGUGUUCUGGCUGAUGGUCGGCUGGCUGAUCUUAUUCGAAGAGUUGUUACAUUUGGAAUGGUGUUAAUGAAACUUGACUUGCGUCAGGAAUCUGGUAGACAUGCUGAAACACUUGAUGCAAUUACAAGAUAUUUGGAUAUGGGUACGUAUAGUGAGUGGGAUGAAGAAAAGAAACUAGAAUUUUUGACAAGAGAGCUAAAAGGGAAGCGGCCUCUAGUUCCUCCUACAAUUGAGGUUGCUCCUGAUGUUAAAGAAGUUUUGGAUACCUUCCGUGUUGCUGCUGAGCUAGGGAGUGAUUCACUUGGGGCUUAUGUCAUUUCUAUGGCUUCAAAUGCAAGUGAUGUCCUGGCUGUGGAGCUUUUGCAGAAAGAUGCUCGACUUGCUGUUAGUGGGGAGCUAGGGAGACCGUGUCCUGGUGGAACGUUGCGUGUGGUUCCUCUGUUUGAAACUGUGAAGGACUUGAGAGAAGCGGGUUCAGUGAUCAGGAAAUUGUUAUCAAUCGAUUGGUACAGGGAGCACAUUCUAAAGAAUCAUAAUGGGCAUCAAGAGGUUAUGGUUGGAUAUUCUGAUUCUGGUAAAGAUGCUGGUCGCUUCACCGCUGCAUGGGAACUUUACAAAGCCCAGGAGGAUGUUGUGGCUGCAUGCAAUGAGUAUGGCAUCAAAGUUACUUUGUUCCAUGGGCGAGGAGGGAGUAUUGGUCGUGGUGGUGGCCCUACAUAUCUUGCCAUUCAAUCCCAACCACCUGGCUCUGUAAUGGGAACACUUCGGUCAACUGAACAAGGGGAGAUGGUGCAGGCAAAGUUUGGGUUGCCAAACACAGCUGUUAGACAGCUAGAGAUAUAUACAACUGCUGUGCUGCUUGCAACCCUGCGACCACCUCAACCACCUCGAGAAGAAAAAUGGCGAAAUCUCAUGGAGGAGAUCUCAAAUAUUAGUUGUCAAAAUUACCGGAACACAGUCUAUGAAAACCCUGAAUUUCUUGCCUACUUCCAUGAGGCUACACCUGAGGCUGAGCUUGGCUUCCUUAACAUAGGAAGCCGCCCUACUAGAAGAAAAAGUUCAACAGGAAUUGGCCAUCUCCGUGCCAUUCCAUGGGUAUUUGCAUGGACCCAAACCAGAUUUGUUCUUCCAGCUUGGCUUGGAGUUGGAGCAGGGUUAAAAGGUGUUUGCGAGAAGGGACAUACUGAAGACUUGAAAGCAAUGUACAGUGAGUGGCCUUUCUUUCAAUCUACCAUAGAUCUUAUAGAGAUGGUUUUAGGAAAGGCAGAUAUUCCUAUAGCCAAGCACUAUGAUGAAGUGCUCGUUUCAGAGAGCAGGCAAGAGCUUGGUGCUGAACUGAGGAGGGAGCUCCUAGAAACAGAGAAGUAUGUGUUGGUGGUUAGUGGGCAUGAGAUAUUGUCUGAGAAUAAUCGCAGUUUGAGGAGGCUGAUUGAGAACAGGCUCCCUUAUCUCAACCCAAUCAACGUGUUGCAAGUGGAAAUACUGAAGAGGUUGAGACGUGAUGACGAUAAUCAUAAACUCAGAGAUGCAUUACUUAUCAGUAUAAACGGCAUAGCUGCUGGGAUGAGGAAUACAGGUUAACUGGUUUAAGUGAAAUCUCUUCACGUCUACUGGUUGUACUUUCAAGAGAGCAAAUUAGACUCUGCUUCUAUAUAUCUGGCUUAGUUAUCAUUUGAUACAACUGAACUCGGAGAGAUUAGCUUUUGUGGAUAAGAUAUUAAAUUAGUUUACAGUUUUGGUGGGAUUUUUCUAAGCUACUUCAUUUACUCUUGAACGGUAUUUGUUUUGUGUAAUAUAUGGACUUGGUUGUGAGAUAAUACUUAAGAAUUCAGGUGUUGUUUAGAAAAAAAAAAAAAAAUCUAUUUA
This is a messenger RNA of Pistacia vera, 3612 nucleotides long. Its product is annotated as phosphoenolpyruvate carboxylase 4. Gene Ontology annotation, biological process: tricarboxylic acid cycle; carbon fixation. Gene Ontology annotation, molecular function: phosphoenolpyruvate carboxylase activity. Gene Ontology annotation, cellular component: cytosol. The record is from RefSeq and is a predicted model, not a curated record. Bases 163 to 3327 code for a protein of 1054 amino acids. NCBI's taxonomy places the organism in Eukaryota, Viridiplantae, Streptophyta, Magnoliopsida, Sapindales, Anacardiaceae. The transcript has 20 exons.